AUGAACAGCAACGACGAAGAUAUCUACGCGGCCUUCCAGACGCCGGAUAUCGGGUCGAACCCAUGGACGACGAGCACAAACCCGUUUGAAGCCCCACCGCAGGAGGCUAUGAGUGGCAACCCCCUCAUGCAGGCCCCGCCUUCGCAGUGGGGACGGGCAGGCAUGGGCUCCGCCUGGGGUGUACCGGGCAGCCGCAUGGGUGCGGUGGGCUGCGGUCUCUCCGGCGCCGCGCGACCCAUGACGUCCAACCGCGCCGUCGGUUUCCGAAGCACGAACGCCGGCGGUGCUGCCGUUCUCUUUGACCCCACUGGUCAAGCUCGCAUGACAAACAUGACGAUGGGCCCAGCCCCUCCGCUGAAGAAGCGGAGUGAGAACAGUCAGGAAGAGGAGCUGGCUGAGAUGGAGAAGCAGGUGAACAAGCUGAUCGAGGAGAGCGCCAUGCUGGCUCUGCAGAAGGACUACGGCGCAGCCCUCGAGAAGGCCAAGGAUGCCGGCAAGCUGGAGCGGUCACUAUGCAAAAAGCGCGAGCAGUACGGGUUCGUCGAGCAGAUCAAUGUCGACCUUACCUACGCAGUGCACUUCAACUUGGCGGUCCAGUACCAAAACCAUCAGCUGUACACUGAGGCUCUCAACACGUACAACCUCAUCAUUCGCAACGUGCAGUUUCCGCAAGCUGGCCGCUUGCGGGUGAACAUGGGCAACAUCUACCUUGCGCAGCAGAACUACCUCUUAGCCAUCAAGAUGUACCGCAAGGUGCUGGACGAGACGCCGACCGCGGGCAAAGAGCUCCGCUACCACCUCUGCCGCAAUAUCGCCAACGCGUUUGUGAAGCUGGGCCAGUACAGGGACGCUGCGAACAGCUAUGAGACAGUGGUAGAGGGCAACGGCGACGUUAAUGCCACGUACAACCUCAUUUUGUGCUACUACGCGCUGGGAGAGACGGAGCAGAUGAAGCGGACGUUCACGCGCCUCACAAAUUGUCGCCUCACGGGGCUCGACAGCGAGGAGGACUUUGAAGAGGAGGAGAAGUGGAAGGACGUCUUGGUGGACGACGGUCUGAGCCGCAUGCGCAAGGAGCGCCAUGCCAGGUAUCUCAAGUACAUCAUCACAGCGGCUCGCUUGAUUGCUCCAGUACUGCAUAAGGACUGGUGCGUCGGCUACGACUACAUCAUCUCCCAGUUGCGCAACUACGAGAUGCGCGACCCGACCUCGCAUGUGGCGAGUGAGCUGGAGAUGUGCAAAAACCUGAACUACCUCAAGCACAAGCGCUAUCAGGAGGCAAUCAACGGCCUGAAAGAGUUCGAGAAGAAGGACAAGAGCCUCCGAGCACGGGCGGCCACGAACCUGGCGUACCUCUACUUCCUUGAGGGUGACUACGACAGCGGGGAGCAAUACAGCGACCUCAGCCUCGGCGCGAAUCAGUACAACGCCAAGGCACUCGUGAACAAAGGUAACUUUUCCUUUGUCAAGAAGGACUACGACAAGGCGAAGGAGCUGUACAACAAGGCCCUGGCGGUAGAGGCUGACAACGUGGAGGCCAUCUACAACCUCGGCUUGGCCGCCAAGAAGCUAGGGUUGUACGAGGAGGCGGUGCGCACGUUCAAGCGCAUGCAGGCGCUCGUCGACAGCAACGAGGUGCUCUACCAGAUUGCUGACCUCAGCGACCUUGUCGGCGACCCGUCAGCGCUGGAGUGGUUCAACCGCCUCAUUGGUCGUGUGCCGACGGACCCGAACGCGCUGGCCCGCAUCGGCUCCCUCUACGCCCGCGACGGCGACGAUGUGCAGGCGUUCCACUACUACCUGGAGGCCUACCGCUACUACCAGGUGAACAUGGACGUCAUUUCAUGGCUCGGCGCGUACUUCGUGAAGAACGAAGUCUACGAUAGGGCGGUACAGUUCUUCGAGCGAGCCUCGCAUAUUCAGCCCCAGGAGGUGAAGUGGCAGCUGAUGGUGGCCUCUUGCCACCGCCGCCGCGGUGACUACGUGCAGGCGAAGCGGCUGUACGAGCAGUUGCACCGCAAAUACCCUGACAAUGUCGAAUGCCUCAAUUACUUGGUGCAGCUCUGCAAGGACGCUGGUCUCAACGAGGAGGCCAACGAGUGGUUCAAGACAAUGAAGAAAGUGGAGCGGCAGCAGAUCCACAGUAGCAGUAGCAGUGUCGGCGGUGAGAGCGGCGACGACGAAGGCGACUCUUCCCUCGAGGGCGGGAGCAACAUCCACGCCCAUCGCCGCCGCACAAGUGGCACGGUCGCGCCCGAUACGGCAGUGGCGGGCCGCCGAGCAGGCGGUGGUGCUGCGGCCGACAGAGACUUUUCCACUGGCCUCUCCGACGACGACAUUGUUGAUGGAAAAGCCAAGCAGAAUGGAUCGAAGGGUUUGAAGAAGGUGAAGGACAGCGACUCGGACGAUGAAAUCAACCUGCCCGGCAUUUAG
Molecule: messenger RNA, 2433 nt
Organism: Leishmania braziliensis MHOM/BR/75/M2904
Lineage: Eukaryota; Euglenozoa; Kinetoplastea; Trypanosomatida; Trypanosomatidae
Product: putative intraflagellar transport protein IFT88
Exons: 1
Coding region: 1-2433 (810 amino acids)
Biological process (GO): non-motile cilium assembly; intraciliary transport
Cellular component (GO): ciliary base; non-motile cilium; ciliary basal body
Molecular function (GO): kinesin binding
Source: RefSeq, a predicted model, not a curated record